This is a messenger RNA of Musa acuminata AAA Group (dessert banana), 1491 nucleotides long. RefSeq names its product protein SLOW GREEN 1, chloroplastic-like. The record is from RefSeq and is a predicted model, not a curated record. Gene Ontology annotation, molecular function: protein binding. Lineage: Eukaryota; Viridiplantae; Streptophyta; Magnoliopsida; Zingiberales; Musaceae. The transcript has a single exon. The coding region runs from base 218 to 1270 and encodes 350 amino acids. Gene Ontology annotation, cellular component: chloroplast thylakoid membrane.
CGAGCUCAAAUACUAACGUUUGUCCACUUAAAAGGAGGAGGAAGCGAUUGUUUAACUUCUAAAGAUCUGACGGUGGAGAGGCUCCCAUAUCGUAGCGUAUGAUUUGCGCGUGAAGAUACCACGUUCGUUUAAAGGAUCCUCUUUAUCCCUCGUAGGGUUUUUGGCCUUCUCAGUUCUCCCCAUUCUUCCUCGCCUUCGCCCCUUUGGAGACCGAGACAUGGAGCCUCUCUGCCGCACCGCCCACCGCCACCCUUUUCACCUCCCUCUCUUCUCCAAACCCCUCAUCUCUUCUCCUCCGCUUCUUAAGCCCUUCCCCUGCUCCUCCUCGACGAAACCGUGUCCCUCCCUCCGCGCGUCUUGCUCCUCCAAAUCAUCGUCGAAUUCCCUCGCGCCCGUCAUCAAGAUCGCUUCCGUCGCUGCAGCCACCUCCAUCGCCGCGGCUGCCCUCUUCCUCGCCCGCCUGUGCCCACCCGCUCUCGCCGCCGCCGCCGCCGCCGCCGCCGCCGCCGCUGCCCCUCCCGCCCCCGCCGUCCAAUCCGAUGCCCUGCCCUCCGAUGCCUCCUCCGAGACCACCCCCCUCACCGAGGCGGAGAAGGAGCGGAUCCUCGAGGAGCGACUGGACUCCCACCCCGACGACGUCCGGUCACUCCGCGCCCUCAUGGAGCUCAAGGUCAAGGCUGGGAAGCUCGCCGAGGCCAUUGGCAUCGUCGACCGGCUCGUCGCCCUCGAGCCCGCCGAGAAGGACCUCCCUCUCCUUAAGGCCCACCUGCAGAGCUACGAUGGCGACACGGAGACUGCGAAGCGAGGAUUCGAGGAGCUCCUCGAGAAAGACCCCUUCUUGGUUGAGGCCUAUCACGGGCUCAUAAUGGCCACCUCGCAGUCGGAGGACGAUGGCGACCUCGACGCCAUCUUGAAGAGAGUCGAGGACGCGAUGGAACUGUGCAAGAAGGCCAGGAGAAAGGAGGACUUGAGGGACUUUAAGCUGCUGAUGGCACAAAUUAGGGUUAUAGAGGGGAGGUACGAGGACUCGCUUAAGAUAUAUAAGGAACUGGUGAAGGAGGAGCCAAGGGAUUUCCGGCCUUAUCUUUGUCAGGGCAUCAUAUACACAUUGUUGAGGAAGAAGGAUGAGGCAGAAAAGCAAUUCCAGACGUACCGGAGACUCGUCCCAAAGGGCCACCCUUAUGCACAAUACUUUGACGAUAACAUGAUUGCGAUGAAGGUCUUCGGGCAGAUGGAUGAAAACAGAAGAAAGGCUGCACUGAAAAAUUAGAAGGGUUUGAUGGUCAAAUAAUCGACCGAAGAGAUUAAAUUAAGUAAAAGAUGGGCUUUGGACAAAUUUGGAGCAAAUGAUCUAAUUUUCAUGAUCUCUGUUAGGUCAGCAGAUUUCAUUUUAAGAACUCACUAGAAAAGUUGUUUGUUUUGUUAUUUUAGAUAGUAAGAAGAGGUGUCUAAUAGUACUGCUUUAAUGCACAUGAUGAGUUUUCUUUUCCA